AUCUCCUGAACUGUACUAACCCCCUGCCCAGAUCAGAACGCUCCAUUCUCAGCCCAUCAUGGAACGGGUGGGCUACAGCGAGUGGAAAGAUACUGAUCAACUUUCCUUGGCUGAACCCAAGUCCUCCUCCAAGUCCUGGAGUGCUGCAGGGUCCAGGCUGCUGCUCAUGGGGUGCUGGGCCACACUACCCCGCUACCUGGUUAUGGUCGUGACCUUGAUCCUCUGGGGAAGCCUCCUCAGCAUCAUGCUGACCAAGGGCUCUGAAACAUCCGUGGAGCUUGGGCUGCUGCAGGAGGAGCAGAACAGGCUGAGCACAAAUGGUUCUGAGAUGUUGGAGCAGCUGGAGACCAUCAAGAAGAAACUGGAGACAAUGGGCAGCCAACAGCAGGAGUCCAAGCAGAAACUGGAGGCUCUGAGCACUCAGCAGCUGGAGACCAUCAAGAGGAAACUGGAGGUACUGGGGAGCCAGCAUCUGGAGAUCAAAUCCCAGGCCUCCACCAGAUCUGAAGCUCUGAGGCGACUGCAGGACGAGCAGUCCAGGUUGAGUACCAGAGUGACCAAGGAGCUGGAUCAGACUGGGAAAGCCCUAGAGGACCUCCGCAGCGAGAUGUUCCGGGUCGUGGGUGCCUCACAGAGUGGCAAUGCCUCCUCUUGCAAGCCUUGCCCCCCUGGUUGGAGGAACUUUGAAGGGUCCUGUUACUUCUUUUCCUCCACCACUCUUCUCUGGCCCCAGGCCAAAGAUAACUGCAUUGAACAUGGAGCUCAUCUGGUCAUCAUCAACAAUCAACACGAACAGGAUUUCCUGACCCAGAAUGAUGGCAAAGGGUACUGGAUCGGACUCACGGAUAUGGAGUCGGAAGGAACACACAAGUGGAUUGAUGGCACUGACCUUACUUUUACUUACUGGAACACUGGGGAGCCCAAUGACUCUCGAGGGGUAGAGGAUUGUGUCAUGAUGCUGACCCAUGGCCGCUGGAACGACUUUCGCUGCACAAGUGACUCUGAUAACUGGAUUUGUGAGAAGAAACAGAUCUGCUGAGCCUGUCUCAGGGCAGGCAGGGGAAAUGGAAUCCCCAGAUGAACUGUUCAGGGAAGAUUCCACUAUGUGGGGGACCAUCUAUCUUUCCCCUACACUUAGGUUCCUCUCUAGGGCCAUCAAUUACUCUUUCACCUGGAAGGGGGCGACUGCCCUCUAAGAAAAGAGACCAUCAGGGCAUCUUAAACAGAUGGAAAAGGGGUUUAGGAAUCCCCACAAUUUGGCUAUCACAAUAUCCGUGUUAUAGGUUUCCUACUACAAUAGCAAUGAGACCUCCUCCCUUCAUGGCCCCAGCUAGUGUGAUGAAGGGGUAAGGCAGCUGGGUUCUAACCACAGCUCUUUCCUAGAGCUUACUGGGGUGCCCUCAGGAUCAUAGUUGCCAGCUUUUCAUUUUAAAUGCAGCAGCAAAAAGGCGGAGGGCUUUUAGAAGGGGAGCAAGCAGGCUGGUGCUUGGGAAUGGCAAGCUAACAUCAAAGAAGCAAAUGUUGAGGGAGACGUGAUUUUCCGUCCUUUCGUUUUGUCUCAUGGCUCUAGGAGGAGGGAUUAAAACAACGGCUUUGCCUUCCCACCUCACAGUGGGAACCUAGGGAGGCAAGUCCCCACUGUCCCCAUAGAGUUGGCACCUAUGCCAUUUGGUUACAGACAUGCCCACCACUCGGUAGUCUUGCCCUGUUUCCAUUUUGGGGCCUCAAUUUUCCUUUGCAGUUGGAGGAGUAGGCUCCCUCUUUCUCUACAGGGAUGAGUCGGGGACAGUCAAAUCCUUUGGAAGAAGCUGAGAUGGCAAUAAAUUGUUAUUUUCCCAGAA
Tachyglossus aculeatus (Australian echidna) is the source of this 1841-nucleotide messenger RNA. Its product is annotated as C-type lectin domain family 4 member G-like. NCBI's taxonomy places the organism in Eukaryota, Metazoa, Chordata, Mammalia, Monotremata, Tachyglossidae. The record is from RefSeq and is a predicted model, not a curated record. The transcript has 9 exons. The coding region runs from base 59 to 1039 and encodes 326 amino acids.